ACUACAGGGCAACUGUGAUUGCGGAGAUCAAAUGAUAUCAAAGUGACAUUGCUUUCCUGAUACCUUUAGACAUCAUUUCGUUCGUGAGACCUUAAUUUAUCUCUUUCAUUGUGAGCACUCAAAGGAAGCAAAACAACAACGGAGUUUGAUUAUAAUCAGGGUCCAGGAAUAACUUGAUAGACUUUGAAAUGGAACUUCUGAAUUGAUAACAAUAAGUGAUCAGUAGAAUUCGAGAUUAUAGCACAGAACGUCAGAAUAGAAAACACAUCACAAGAUACAAGGCUGACCAGUUCACGAUAAAUUCUGAUGUGGACAAAAACCUUUUUUCAGUCGGUCCGCUGAUGCUGGAAUAGGCUAUUAUCAAAACCUGCACUUGGAUAAUAGAGAAUUCGAGGGACAUAUUUUUUUCCUCUUGCCAUAUAUCAACUGCCUCAUUUUAGAAGUUGCACAUAUAGCUACUCAUUUGGCAUUGCCAGCUAAGACAGUAUCAGCGACGUUAUACACUACGGGAACUUCAGAAUGGAUCGUGAGACAAAAACAAUUAAUUUCAUACUCGGAUUAUUUCUCCAUGUUCUCAUUUCAAGCUCCAGUGCAGAGGAUGGGCCGACUGGUAACUGCGAUGUUGACAUGUGGUACGAGGCCAUGAAUCGGACAGAGGGUGUAUUCUUGAAAGCCAUGACCCCGGGACAAAAAAUGAUCAAGGAACAAAUAGAAAAACUUGUGACACCAGUGGGAAAGACUAGUCGAGGGAUAAAGAUGCCUUGCUCUAUGUUGUAUAAGUUUACUACGAUUCUGAAUCCAGAGAUGGAUACGACUAAAAAAGAUGUUUUGUUUAUGUUUAUUAUGAGUGAUGACGCUAAGGUGAAAGGUAGUGAUGGGGAGAAGGGUAAUGAAAUAAAAGAAUCAGUCGAUGACAAAGGUGAUGAAAAUAAAGAAAUAGAUGAGCCAUUAGAUCAGAAAGAUGACGAAAAGAAAGAAAAGGAAGAAUCAUCAGAUAAGGAAGAUGGCAAAAAGAAGGAAAAAGAAGAAUUAUCGGACAAGGAAGUUGACGAAAAGAAGGAAAAAGAAGGGCUAUCAGAUAAGCAAGAUGACGAAAAGAAAGAAAAAAAGAAGUCAUCAGAUAAGACAGGUGACGAAAAGAAGGAAAAGGAGAAGUCAUCAGAUGAGAAGGAUGACGUAGAGAAGGAAAAGGAAGAGCCAUCAGAUAAGAAGGAUGACGAAAAGGUGGAAAAGGAGAAGUCAUCAGAUGAGAAGGAUGACGUAGAGAAGGAAAAGGAAGAGCCAUCAGAUAAGAAGGAUGACGAAAAGGAGGAAAAGGAGAAGUCAUCAGAUGAGGAGGAUGACGUAGAGAAGGAAAAGGAAGAGCCAUCAGAUAAGAAGGAUGACGUAGAUAAGGAAAAGGAAGAGCCAUCAGAUCAGAAAGAUGACGAAAAGGAGGAAAAGGAGAAGUCAUCAGAUGAGAAGGACGACGUAGAGAAGGAAAAGGAAGAGGCAUCAGAUAAGAAGGAUGACGUAGAUAAGGAAAAGGAAGAGCCAUCAGAUCAGAAAGAUGACGAAAAGGAGGAAAAGGAGAAGUCAUCAGAUGAGAAGGACGACGUAGAGAAGGAAAAGGAAGAGCCAUCAGAUAAGAAGGAUGACGUAGAUAAGGAAAAGGAAGAGCCAUCAGAUCAGAAAGAUGACGAAAAGGAGGAAAAGGAGAAGUCAUCAGAUGAGAAGGAUGACGUAGAGAAGGAAAAGGAAGAGCCAUCAGAUAAACAAGAUGACGAAAAGGAGGAAAAAGAAGAAUCCUCCUCUGAGAAAGUUGACGGAAAGAAGGAAAAGAAAGAAUCAUCAGAUAAGAAAGAGACUGGGAAGAAGGAAAACGAAGAUUCAUCAGAUAACAAAGAUACCAUAAAGAAAGAAAAAGAAGAAUUGUCAGAUGGGAAAGAUGCUAAAAAGAAGGAAAAGGAAGAAUCAUCAGAGAAGAAAGUUGACGAAAACAAGGAAGGAGAAAAGUCAUCAGAUAAAAAAGUGGACGAAAAGAAGGAAAAAGAAGAAUCGAUAGCUGACGAAAACAAGGAAAAGGAAGAAUCAUCAGAGAAGAGCGAUGACGAAAACAAGGAGGGAGAUUCAGAAAUAAUGAGGUCGCCCGAAAAAGCUGCUGACGAAAAGAAGGCUGAUGAUAAGUCGGAAGAUGGACCAUCCGAUGCCACUGAUAUGACGGAUUUGGAUGAUGCAGAAACAGAAGAAAGUGUGCACGAGGGAAUAAAUGAUACACCGAAGACCGACCCAGAAGGAGAGGACAAAGGAAAGGAGGGUGGAACAGAGAAAAAGAAGGAGGAGAAACUAUCCGAUGCUCUUGAAGAAAUGCUUAGCGAUGCUCAUUUCUGCCACUCUCUGGUUCACUAUUUGCACAUAUUUUAUCUGAAAGAAUCAGAACUGAAGGAAAUAUCGCCGGGAAAUUCUCUGAUGGAAAAGGUCACGCGGGAAUGUCUUAUGUGUGGGGAUAACCCAGAAUUCGAUUGGCUCUGCGCUCAGAUGACGGUUAUCCAUAAACUUUACACGGCUGACAUUAAUGAUGGUCGGAAGAAGACAGAGCGAGCUAUGAAGGAAAAGGACAAGGAAGAAGGGAGAGGCUUCAUGGAGAGGAUCGCGGACACUAUAGAUGAUUUGUUAGACUUUACCAAAUCGGAUCCGGAUACUGAGGAAGAAAAGAAAACGACUGAUGAAAAUGGACGACCUGUUCCCAAGGAAGACACGGAUGAUGCGAAGCAGUUAAAUAAAGAAGGAGAGACUGUGGAAACCAGGACACGGAUGAAGUCAGACGGUGCUGCCACGGAAACAGACUCACAGGCACUGCUGCGUGAGGAAAAGCUACGGAUUAUUGAGCAAAAGAAAAUCCGAGAACUUUCAGAGGCGCUUGAAAACACUCAAGUGCGAAUGGGCGAAAAGACUCAAACACACGAGAGAAAGAUUGCUCAGCUCGAAAUAGAGAUUUUAAAAGUACAGAACAAACUCUUGACGGCGACGCUGAAUAAGAGCAAUGAUACUGCUACUUUUAAUAAGCUAGAGAAUUAUAUUAUAAAACUUGAAAAUGAGAUUUUAAGGAUGAACAUCAGUUUCUUUAAUUUAAAGAAGGAGAAUGAACACUUGAAAAAGAAAAGUCAACAGUUUUUGAUGUUGGAGGAUAAGCAAGCCAAGCAGAAGGAGCAGGAGACGAGCAAAUCAUUGGAAGUUCUCCAGAAACAGCAGGAUAGGAUUAAGCAGCUGUUUUCUAUGCUCAAUGGCCAGAACUCCAUGAUGUCCGAACUCAGAAACCGCUCCUCGCAUCUUGAAGAGGAGAAUAAGACUCUCAGAGAUAUGAUGGCAAAGCAAAACUUAGUCAUGUCCGAGGUACUGUCUAAGUUAGAAAAGGUUGAAUCGCAUGCUUUAGUUACUUCUCAGCAGAUAUCGGACUUAAAAUCUUCUUCGAUGAGUAAGACUCAAGUACCGGGAAGUGUACCGGUAGGUCUGAGUAGGGAGGGCACUGAAUCGAAAAGGGGUACUGAAGAUAAGUACAGCAGAGAGUCAAAUCAAAUUACUAGACAGAACUGUCAUAAUCUUACCUCGCAGAAAGGUUGUGUUUAUGUGAGUAUGUUGAAAGGACAGUGUUGCUCGCACCAAAGACCUGAAGUACCUGACGGAGAUCCAAACCCAAAACACCAAGGAACAGCGGGGAAGCUUAGUGAUGUAGGAACCAGAGACUCUGAAAAAGGUGAUACUGGUGACUCUGGGUCAGAGGAAGAGAAAGAUCAUGAGAAAUCAAAUAAGGAAAUGGAGGCAGAUAUGCUGAAGGCAAUAGAAAUCGAAGUUCAAAAGGCAGAAGCCCAAAGAACAAAAGAAGCUGAAGCAUCAAAGGCCAAGGAAGCCGAAGCAGUAAAAGCUAAAGAAUCUGAAGCAGAAAAGACCAAAGCUGCAGCAAUAAAGGCCAAUGAAGCCGAAGCAGUAAAAGCUAAAGAAUCUGAAGCAGAAAAGGCCAAAAAAGCUGCAGCAUUAAAGGCCAAGGAAGCCGAAGCAGUAAAAGCUAAAGAAUCUGAAGCAGAAAAGACCAAAGCUGCAGCAAUAAAGGCCAAUGAAGCCGAAGCAGUAAAAGCUAAAGAAUCUGAAGCAGAAAAGGCCAAAAAAGCUGCAGCAUUAAAGGCCAAGGAAGCCGAAGCAGUAAAAGCUAAAGAAUCUGAAGCAGAAAAGGCCAAAAAAGCUGCAGCAUUAAAGGCCAAGGAAGCCGAAGCAGUAAAAGCUAAAGAAACUGAAGCAGAAAUGACCAAAGCUGCAGCAUUAAAGGCCAAGGAAGCCGAAGCAGUAAAAGCUAAAGAAGCUGAAGCAGAAAAGACCAAAGAAGCUGCAGCAUUAAAGGCCAAGGAAGCCGAAGCAGUAAAAGCUAAAGAAUCUGAAGCAGAAAAGGCCAAAAAAGCUGCAGCAUUAAAGGCCAAGGAAGCCGAAGCAGUAAAAGCUAAAGAAGCUGAAGCAGAAAAGACCAAAGAAGCUGCAGCAUUAAAGGCCAAGGAAGCCGAAGCAAUAAAAGCUAAAGAAACUGAAGCAGAAAUGACCAAGGCUGCAGCAUUAAAGGCCAAGGAAGCCGAAGCAGUAAAAGCUAAAGAAACUGAAGCAGAAAUGACCAAAGCUGCAGCAUUAAAGGCCAAGGAAGCCGAAGCAGUAAAAGCUAAAGAAGCUGAAGCAGAAAAGACCAAAGAAGCUGCAGCAUUAAAGGCCAAGGAAGCCGAAGCAGUAAAAGGAGCUGAAGAUCUAAAGGCCAUGGAAGCACAGGCUGCAGCUGAAAAAGCUAAAGAAGUCGAAGCUGCAAAGGUGAGAGAAGCAAUAGCCGCAGCUCAAAAAGCCAGGGAAGCUGAAGCUCAAGAGGCAAAGGAAGCAUGGGUUAAAAAGGCGAGGGAGGCAGAGGAAAAAAAGACGAAGGACGCAGAAGCUAAAAAGACAAAAGAGGCUGAGGCGAAAAUGGCAGUAGACAAAACUGAUGAAAAUGCAAAGGAAGCUGAAGCGAAAAAGGCAAAGGACGCAGAGGCUAAGAAGACAAAGGAAGCUGAAACUGAAACGGCAAAGGAAGCUAAAGUUCAAAGGUUGAAGGAAGAUGAGGCCGACAAGGCUAAAGAAGCAAAGGCUCAGAGUGCAAAGGAAGCUGAAGCUCAAAUGGCAAAGAAAGCAGACGCUCAAAAGGCGAAGGAAGCUAAAAGUCAAAGGGCAAAGGAAGCCGAAGUUCAAAGGGCGAAGGAAGCUGAAGCCCAGAAGGCGAAUGAAGCCGAAACUCAAAAGGCAAGGGAAGGUAACGCUCAAAAGGAAGCAGGAGAGGCAGCAAAACCAUCCAAGGCGACCCCAACAAUAAACAGCCCUGCGUUUGUAAAUGGAAAACGAAUUCUUCUCUACAAGAAAGAACGUAUUUCAGGAGUGAAAGAUUGCUUCGCUCAUUUCGUCAAUGGUAGGAAAAGAGACAGUGGCUUCCAGAUCCAUCCACUGGGCCUGAACGGGCAGUCGGAGAAGGUCUGGUGUGAUAUGACGUCAGGCGGGUGGACCGUCAUCCAGAAACGGCAGUCCGGGACACUCGACUUCAAUAAAUUGUGGCAACAGUAUAAGGAGGGUUUCGGGGAUGUUUUCGGGGAACAUUGGAUAGGCAACGAUCUCAUCCACCUACUCACCAACCAGGAUAAGUACAGUCUCCGUAUCGAUAUGAUGGACUGGGAGCGUAAUAAAGUGUUCAUCCUGUACGAAGACUUCUGGAUAGACAGCGAGGCAGAGGGCUACCGGUUGCAUGUCGGCGGCUUCUCGGGGACAGUCGGAGACGCGCUUGCCAAACAUGAUGGGAAGAAGUUCUCCACGAAGGACGUUGAUAAUGACGAAGUUGGGUCUCAUGUUAAACAAUUUAAAGACUGGGAUGGGAGUUGCGCCAAGAGGUUCAGUGGUGCCUGGUGGUUUUAUAAGUGCUACCAAUCAAACUUGAAUGGGAAGUAUUAUCGGGGUGGCGAAGUUCCGGGUAAGAAAUUUGACGGCGUUGCAUGGAAGCCAUGGAAGGGUCCGAAGUAUUCUUUAAAGCGUGUCGAGAUGAAAAUUCGACCGAAAGACGCCAGUGAAGUGAUUCUGCGGUGAUGACUGUAAAGACUCUUCAAUUUUAGUGCAGGAUGAAACGGGGUCCAAUGCGAUCGUCGGCCAACGUGAGCCUCCACUAAGCGUCCCGCAAACGAGCGAUUUUCUCGAUUAGUACUGGAUAAAGAU
Messenger RNA from Lineus longissimus, 6237 nucleotides. Its product is annotated as axoneme-associated protein mst101(2)-like. Gene Ontology annotation, biological process: blood coagulation. The record is from RefSeq and is a predicted model, not a curated record. Lineage: Eukaryota; Metazoa; Nemertea; Pilidiophora; Heteronemertea; Lineidae. Bases 520 to 6111 code for a protein of 1863 amino acids. The transcript is spliced from 4 exons.